CAAUAUAUAAAGUUUGCGGAGCACUUUAUUAAAAACUUUCUCUGACAUUUGCAUUUUUUAUCAACUUCGAGAAAAUAAAGUGACUUAAUAUAGUGAAAAUAUUGGCGUUUGUAAUACGUGAUGUUUAAACAGGAUUUAUAAUUCAUCUGGAUAUAUAGUUCGCAAUUGUUUUUCUUGUCUUGAAUAAAUGUUUUAAUUUUUCAGCAAUUGUCAAUAUCAGUUGCUGUUUUGUUUUUCUUUCAAGUCAAUCGGAUAUACAUUGUUAAUGAAAAACAUGCGACUAAUAAAUAAACACUUGGGAAAAAUGCAUAAAAAACGACUGGCACAAUGUGAAAUGUAAAUUGUAAUUUAGAAUAAAUUAUCAAAAAAUACGAUUACAGCAAAAUUUAUAAUAGUAAUAAGUUGUUGGACCAUCACAAUUAUAAUCAUAACCACAGUUACCACAAGUAAUGUGAAAGUAAUUCAUAAAAGGUUGUCAGAACUUUACAAUUACAAUGACAGUGUACGAAGCACGUGCUGUUUCAUACCCUGGAAUUCCAGCUUGUGAAAUAGAUUUACAACCCUUGCAGCGUGAACGCUCGGACUCAUUGCCGGAACCACGUCACUUCCGGCGCCUCCGUCGGGAACUUGAUCUCGAUUCAGACCUAGACAAACAAUCUCGAGACGAAAAUGCUUUUCUGAGAUCGGAAGAAGCAAAGCAAUGGAAAUCAAAACGCGUUACACACAAACAAUUAGAGAGGACUCAGAAAGGCCUCGAGGAGGGAGGUGUUGUUAUAUCAACAGAGCCCAUGGGCUCCCCUACACCUGUAAGGGACAUUGCAAGUUCGCCCACAGCUUUGACCCAUAUUCCGUGGACAAACUGGACACGAUGGAAUUAUAAGCACACUCUCGAGAUAACUGGUGAGAAUCUAGAAGACCUGCUGGCUUACGAUGAUCUCUUCCUAGACUACUUCAACGCCUUUCUUGCUCUUCCAGUAUUUCCUCAAGUAUUGCGUUACAACCGUCUUACGGGUGCCUUUGAAGAAGUCAUUUUAGAUGGCAGCAGUCGACCAAGCUCAAAAUAUGAUGGCAAUUCCAGUCUACCUUAUGGUGUCACAGAUGGGGAGAGGGAUGCUAUGUUACAGUGGGCAAGGAAAGAAAGAUUGCCACUUUUUCUAAGCACACAAUUAUUUAGAGAAUUCAAGUUAUGUAAAUUAUUACUACGACCAUUAGACGAUAGAUACUCGGCCAGUCGAGGCUCCACUCACAAUAUACGAGGAUAUAGUCGUCAGUCGGAAAGUUACGUAUCUAGUCUAAGUAACAGUGCGGACAAUAGUGCUAAUGAUGUGGAUGAUGAAGACUUUAAUUUUGAAGGACAUUUUAAUGCUUCUCAAUUGUUCAAAUACCAAAGACCUGGCAGUAGGGCUUUAAGUGUUCCUGCACCUAUAUGCUAUGGAUAUGAUCCCUACUAUGAUGAUGAGCAGAGAGGAAGUACUACCACACAUACACACGACACCUCAAAAACAGCGUCUGUCAAAUAUAAAUCUAAAAGAGAGAGGGACGAGAAUGUGCCAGACCCAAAUGACCCGCAGUAUGUCUCCGCAGUCGAUGUACCAAACUAUCCAAGGGAGAGCACUGUUACAUUUGAUCCUGACACAGCUGAACCCGAGAGCAAGUCAUUACGUAGUCACAGCAGACGUUCAUCUAGAAUGAGUCGGUCUAAACGUGCACCACAAUCUGAUGCCGAGGCUGCAUUUCUUAGACAUGCAAGAGCAUUAUCUGCACCUAUAAAUUACGAUGACUACAUGCGUCAUCCUUAUCGUGACUUUGACAUGAUGUUUGGAGAGGAUGAGCCGGAACCCGAUGGCAAUGUUUAUGUUACAUUUGAGGAUGAGGGAACCAGUGAGGCCCAGACUGAGACAGAUGUGAAAAACCUGGAAGGACGUCUCAAAAUGACUUUCCAACAACUCAAAGAACACAUACUAGGAUCUUAUUUUGCCAUGGAAAAUUUCAAGGAGUUUUUGUCAGGAACUGCCGGUAAAGAGCUAGUCAAUUUCUGGCUGGACUGCGAGUUCUUCAAGGAUGUCAUGGAGAAAUAUGAUGAAGUGGCCAUUAUGGACACUAGAAAUAGACUUUUUAGAGAUAUUCAGGACAAAUUCAAGAUACAUUUGACCAAAGAUGCCAUUGAACAGAUAUCUAAAGCUGCCAGUAACUCGAAUCUCAGUCAUUCUAUAUUUAUACGAACCCAGUACGAUGUUCUACGUAGAUUACGAGCAUACUGGGUUAUUAGAUACAUGCUUCAUAUGGAGAGAGAACAGAAAAUUAGUCAGUCCCUCAGUUUAACAGAUUCUAAUCGGUGGAUUACUGGAGAUACGUCACUUAAGGACACAUACUCAUUUUUCCCAUCCAUCAACCUUGUUAGCUCCAUGCCUGUUAGACCUGAUGAUGUCCUUACAUACACUCGCACCAAAAACUGGGAAUCUGUCAGUAAAGGUGGUCGACGAUUGGAUGACAGAGUGACGUCAGCUAAAUUUAGAUCACAGCCAGUCACUGCUGCCUCUCUUAGUGGUUUGCUAGGCUUUGCAACAACACCUCGACCAAAAAAGUCCAGAACAACCAAGGAGAGAUUCCUCGUUGCCUUGGCAGCAGACAAGAUGGCAGGAGGACCUUUUGAAAGAUUUCUUGCUUGUCACCCAGACCACUCUCUGGUGUCCAAUCUACUGUUCUGGCAAGAUGUGACAGAAUAUGGUGCAGCAGAAGACAGGGCCGCUGACCGUAUGCUGCGAAUGUGCAAUGCUUGGGCAAUAUUUAAUAGAUAUAUUUCUGAUGAUAGUGAAUUCAAUAUAGAAAUUUCAGUAGAUGAGCGAAACACUAUACAUAAAGCAUUAAUGUCAGCGAGUGACUUUGUGGAUUCUAGUGUAUUUAACAGUGCCAAACAACAUUCCUGUGAUAAACUUGAAGAAGCUUGGAUCAGAUACCUGAAAGAGGACCUGAAAAUAUUUCUUGAUUGUCACAUAAGACCAGGAGGUCCAAGCCCACCAGGUACAGCAGCCAUUGAGAUUAUCUUAACAAAUGACGAAGUGCUCAUUCGAAGACCCAGACCAUGGCAGAAAAAGAUGGGUACAACAGAAUCGGAGCGAGCAAGGAGAGCUAAGCCGGGACUGUCCUUGGAGGAUAUGGAUGAGGAAGAAUUAGCAGCUUUACGUGCCAAACGUCGGGAAGCUCGUAAAGAGAUGGAACGAGAACGGAGGAAAGCAGUAAAGGCAGCGUAUAAACGUCUUAGGGACUCGAAGAGAAAACCAGAAGAUAAAAAGGAAGGUUCCUCUACAGAAGAGUCACCAGUACAAACUGAGGACAAAAAAGAUGCAGAUGAUAUGGACUUUGAUGAUGGUGAGAAAAAAUCUGCCCGUCCUCCCCCUCCCUUCCACGAGAUGAUUGGGAAUAAGGCAAUUAUGUCAAACUUCAAGAAGCAUCUUGUAGAACAAGAAGAGAAAGAAUGUUUGAACAUGGUAGGAUUGUUUACAGACAUAGAAACCUUCCUGUCGUACGGAACAAACAAAAAGGAAAUGCAGCGAAGGGAACAGCAUGCAAACUUUAUACAGAAAACAUACUUGGACUCUCAUGGUAAGAAGAAAGUAGAGUUGUCAGACAAGUUGAAGAGUAAGAUACAUGACAAGGAGAGACCAAAGACACCUGUGAUAAAAGAAAUACAGCACAGUUUGCAUGCUAAAAUAGAUGAACAGUUUAAAUCCUAUUUGGUGAAUAAAGCAGAAGAGCAAGGUAUUGAACCAGGAGAUCUUGUCAAAUUGUCUCAAGCAGAACUUUCAAUGAGGCUGGGAACUGAUGCUUCCAUGGGAACCUGGAGAAAAACUCGUGGAAAAGGGAAGGAUGGAGACAUGGAGAGGGAAUAUUCGCAUCCCUCUGUCAGAAUUACAAUUAGUAAAUUAGACAAAAAGUCUCGUAGAGUACAUUUUGAAAAGGAAGGUACAGAAGUUUCAAUGUAUUCUGAAUCAGGAACAAAUUAUACAUAUCUGUCAACAUCACAGGAUGAAUCCAGCUCGUCAACUCCUAGGGGCCCUGGCAGCUCCCAGAUGUAUAGGCGCCCUAAAAGGGCUCGUUUCAACACUAAGACUGGUCGUGCUCAGCCGCAUAAAGAUGAUCGAGAAGAGUUUUAUAAGUCGCUCAAGACAUGUGCAUCUGGCAAGAUGUCACUACAAAUGCUGUAUUUCUAUAAAUAUCUGCUCAAACACAGCGAGGAGGAUAACAUGCCUCUUAUUGACAAGGAUCUGUUCUUCUAUAUUGAAGUCCAAAAAUUUAAGGAGUGCAGUCACCAGUUUUCUGAUGAGGAAUUGUUGCGGCGUAAGGUUCAGUCCCUAAUGGACUGUUUCUUAGAGUCAUUCACAACACCAGCACUUCAGAUUGAUAUAGGAGGAGAGCUGCAGCAGAAGACAUUGAGGUCUGCACAGAGGUAUCUGGCUGGUAAAGAGGUUUUCUCAAACAUUUUUGAUGAGGCCCAGCUGAGUGUGUUUAAGGAGUUGCUUCCAUACUGGGCUGGAUUCAGGAAGACUUACUCCCCUCCUGAUGAUCCAAACAAGAAACCUGUAACCAAAUACCAAAAGAUGUUGAAGAAGCGUAUGGAGAAUAUAGACAAUUAUGUUAUCCCGCCAAAUGAAUUUCAACUGCCAUCUAUACCAGAGGGCGCUAUAGCAGCCUUUACCUUCUCAUUGUCAGACGGUGUUAAAUUGAGGUACCUGGAGAGGGACGGCUUAAGUGAUGAUGGAUACCAGGAGCUGACACAAGGAGAGGAAAACAAUUUAGCGUAUGUGAUGGACUCAAGUACUCGUAGCAGUAAGGCUGACUUACAUCCGGGAAAACAUCGAACCAGCAUCGGUACCUCAAAUAACCCAACAGGUACCAGUAGCACUUCCUCCAAGAAAGAAUCCAGCUCAUUGUCGGCAAAAUCAUGAUGCUUCAGCAUGAUAAUACUCAAUAAAAAUUUGCGUCUGCUACAUCAGGAAACUGUCGUCUGCUUCAUCAGGAAAUUAUCAUCUGCUCCAUCUAAAGAUUGAAUUCUGCUUCAUAGAGGAAUUGUUGCCUGUUUCUGCUGUGCUUCAAAGAGAAACUAAAGAAUGUUUUAUCAGCUGUGCUUCAAAGAGAAACUAAAGAAUGUUUUACCAGCUGUGCUUCAAAGAGAAACUAAAUAAUGUUUUAUCAGCUGUGCUUCAAAGAGAAACUAAAGAAUGUUUUACCAGCUGUGCUUCAAAGAGAAACUAAAGAAUGUUUUAUCAGCUGCUUCUUAAAAAGCUGUAGUCUGCUUCACCAAAACUGUUAAUACCUGCUUUAUAAAACUUUUUCAAAUUCUAGCUGAAUCUUUUAUAUUUUUGCUCAUAUGUAUUGGUUUUCAUGAAAUAGAAUAACAAGAAAAGAUUAAUUUACUUAAGGAGGUAGGUUACCUUCAUAUUUGUAUGUGCGCAUGUCCAACCGGAAGCUAAUGUGACGAUUUACGACGACGUUUACGACAAACUAAAUGUGUUUGUAUAUUCAUUCUUCUGAAAAAAAAUCAUGAAUUUGUCUUCGAUCUGAUGCUUUAUGGUUUAAUAAUGCAGAAAUAAUGAAUAAAUUGCCGCAGAAACGCUUCAAAACAAUGCUGCCUUAAAAUGACGUCAUUGACGUCAUGACGUUACGUGUCAGUUACCGCGCAAAAUUAAUAGUUUUUAUCUUGAAAGUACGUAAUUCUGUACAUUUUCUUUAUUUUAACUAUUUUCCAAUAACCAUUAUUUGCUGAAAUAUUUUUUAUGAGUCUUUUGCUCUGAAUAAUAAUCAAUAUUUUGCUUCUUUUAUGUAGUUAUAUUGAAAUGUUAUGCGGAAUGUAAGAAAAUGGAUGACGGCAACCCAUGUUAUUUGGAAUAUAGUUGGGUGAAAGGUUACUUGUUACGGCCAUUUUCAAAUAAAAAGUCUAGCAGUUUGAUUUGUAAUACCUAUUUUUCAGGUUCCAUUGAUAAUUUGUUACUUACAUACUAAAACUAAGAUCUAAAAUUGUUCAAAUUUCAGUAGAAAAUUGUGGUUUCUUGAAUUGAAUUGAUGUUACCAUGGAAACGAAGCCCGUGACCUAUGUAUCUAAAUGUAAAAUUCAAAAGCGUUGACACUGGUCUAUUUAAGAAACACAGCUUCGGCUUUUUAUUUUCAUUUCAACAAUAUCCAUGAGAAUAAUAGCAGCACGCUGAACGAUUUUUCCAUGAAAAAUGACAGACGAGGGGUACUGCUGUACGUAUUCUAAACUGUGAAAUUUGUUUGAAUAAAUGCAAAUAACACGAAAAUGUAACCUACGUUAGAAAUAAUAUGUUUUAAAGCUACAUCAACUAGAAAGAUAAUCUUAAUAAAUAUUUUUUUUAAAGAAAUUACGACAAACAGCAAGAUAUAAGCUAAUUUAAACAUCUCUGUUGCCAUGGUUACUUUAAAAUUUAAGAAAAAUAGUGUACCAUGUAAAGUGCUUGGUAUUUUGCUAAUAAUAUUACCCAAAUAUUUAAUGUUGGUCAUUAACAGAAUGGCACUGAAGCCGUCGAAAACCCCUAUUUUUAUACAUAGUUGUUUAAAAAUGAGAGAAAAUGCGUUACCAUGGAAACACGAGCCCCGCGACAUAUACAUUUUAGGCUUAUAUUAGAAAGAUAACGUGCAUACCAGUAAAAUUAUCAAUUAUGCAGACUUCUACGGAUAUCAAUGAAACUAAAAUACACUGAAAAGUGUUAAAUAUCCGUAUUUUCCUUCUUCUUUCAAUAUGAAAUACCUUUGGAGGGUCAUGUUCUUCAAACCUGGAUAAAAAUUGAACUUGAAGGGACAGAGACAAACGAAAUUGAGAUUGUAGCAGUUAAAACUUCAUAUUACACGAAAUACAAAAACAUGCUGCGGUUCAACAAAUUUGAAUUUACCCUUGUAACAAGGUAUCCUACCUCCUUAAGAUACUUUCAGAGUAACUGGAAAUAUUUUUGCUAUAUGUAUUUCAACACAGUUUUUUUUAAACAAGCAGUUACAUAAUUUAAUUUAAAACUAUGUCAUUUUGUGUAUAGUCCAAUUCAAAAUGAAGGUUAUAGGCUUGGAAAAUAAGGUAAAUGUAUAGUGCUGUCCAGCUUUAGCAGCUGCUGUUAGUUUUUAUUGAUAAAAUCUCCUUAAACUUUGUUGGAAAGAUCAUUUUGAAUCUGACUGUAAACUUGAAAAUUAAAUGGUCAUUUAUUUAAGUUGUUAUUGUUCAUAUAUAUUAUUUUAUUGUUUUCAACUUUCUGAGAUGUCAAGACAUACCUUAAUAAUAUUUAGAUAUUUCAAAGUUGUUCAGGGUACAUUUUUACUACAAAGUGAUGAUAAACUAAACUGUGAUAUACAUUAUAUUACAAUUUGUUAAAUAUAGUACUUAAAGCAUUAUUAUUAACUUUAUCAUAUAUAUUAUUCCUUCAAUAUUAAUUUUUUAGGGAGAAGAUACGUGAUUUUUGUGAUCACUGGAUCAUAUUGUUAACCCUUUACAAUGGUUCUGCCUUUGCCACCAGUGCAGACCAGAUCAGCCAGCAGUCUGAUCAUGGUCUGCGCUGUUUGCCAUUCAGUCAGUAUCUUUUUGGUAAGCACCCCUUUUAACAGUUAAUGGUACUGUCCAAAUUGAAAGAUGGACAAGUUCAUUAUAGAAAUUUAGGGUAAGGGUUAAGAAACAAGAAAUAUUGAGUGAUUUUUGAACAAAUGUGAUACAUUUUCAGCAUUUUCCACAAACUCUAACUUAUUUAAAUAUUUAUAGAGCCAUAAUCCAUGAUUAUAUUAGCAUUUUCUGUCUCUUGUCCAACCUUCUUUCAGCUAUAAAAACUAGUAUGUGCAGUUUGUUUUUAUAGACAUGAAAUUGUGAAUAUAAUAUUAUGUAUUGUAUAUUUUUACAUGUCUUAAAGUAUGCUGUUAUUUUUUUGGUCAAAAUUUUUCACAAUAAAUAAAUGUGAGGA
This is a messenger RNA of Mercenaria mercenaria, 7949 nucleotides long. RefSeq lists its product as uncharacterized. NCBI's taxonomy places the organism in Eukaryota, Metazoa, Mollusca, Bivalvia, Venerida, Veneridae. Gene Ontology annotation, biological process: regulation of signal transduction. The record is from RefSeq and is a predicted model, not a curated record. The transcript has 30 exons. The coding region runs from base 495 to 4946 and encodes 1483 amino acids. Gene Ontology annotation, molecular function: G-protein alpha-subunit binding.